CUACUUUUUCCAGCAAUAACUUGCACUAGACUACUUCUCCUUAUGGCCCUGUCGAAAUUGAUUGACAUAAAUUUCGUAUUAGUUGAGGGCACGACAGGACAUCGCAAUACAUAUUUUCUCCUUCAAUAUAUGAGUUUCCCCAUUAAAAUAUAAAUUAAUGACAGAAAUAUAGGGCCUUCCUGUUUAACAUCAAAUGAUCCUGGCCAAGAAUGGGUCAAGUUCCGGCAGUUCUUUUGUAUCGAGCUCAAGUGUAUUGACCGACAUUCAGACAACGCUUUCUGACUUGCAAGAGAGUUUAAGUGAAUCCCGGAAACUGGAGCGCCGUCUAAAAUUAGCCCUGGGAGAGCAAACAGUUCGUAGUAGUCAACUGGAGGACACACUGAAACGAGAGCGCACCCGAAAUGAGAAACUGCUAGAGGUAAUGAGAGGAGUCGACUCUUCCUCGUCGACAACCACUCCUCGGGGCUCUGAUUCGCCGCUUAGUACACUGCAUGACAAUAAGAAUAUCCUAGACACAGUCAGUCCUAUUCUUAUGCAAUAUAGGUAUGAUGAACUAUCACUUUCGCAUAAACGUUGCUUAAAAAUCCUUUCCCGCAAAGAAAGUCUACUUAAAACUGCUCUAAGCGAAAAGGAGAGUAUACAGGCCAAGUAUGAUGAUUUACUUGUACAGUUUCAAAAACUUCAAAAGAAAACGGAGGUGCUAUGUUGUAAAUAUUUUACACUUCGGGCUAAGAAAACAGAAGAGGUUGUUCAAUUACGUGAACUCUUAAAUUAUGCUAUCAAAUUACUUUCAAAGGCUCGAAGAGGGAGGAGGUGCAGCUCAUGAUUAAAGAGGUUGAGUAGUAAUUUGAGAGAGAAGUAAUUGGAUGCUACUUCCUUGUCGAUAAAUUUGCUGUGUUUUAAGGAAAUGUUUUAGGAUCGGUGUAUUUUAGAAAAUUUAAUUAUAUAAAAAUAUCUAAUAUAAGCAGUUGCUCUGUGAUAAAUAAUGAUAA
Molecule: messenger RNA, 992 nt
Organism: Hermetia illucens (black soldier fly)
Lineage: Eukaryota; Metazoa; Arthropoda; Insecta; Diptera; Stratiomyidae
Exons: 3
Coding region: 194-826 (210 amino acids)
Source: RefSeq, a predicted model, not a curated record